This is a messenger RNA of Diceros bicornis minor, 3549 nucleotides long. It is a transcript of the gene RASSF5, whose product is annotated as Ras association domain family member 5. Gene Ontology annotation, biological process: signal transduction. The record is from RefSeq and is a predicted model, not a curated record. The coding region runs from base 6 to 1271 and encodes 421 amino acids. Lineage: Eukaryota; Metazoa; Chordata; Mammalia; Perissodactyla; Rhinocerotidae. Gene Ontology annotation, cellular component: nucleus. The transcript has 6 exons.
CGGGCAUGGCCAUGGCGUCCCCGGCCAUCGGGCAGCGCCCGUACCGGCUACUCUUGGACCCAGAACCGCCGCGCUAUCUGCAGAGCCUGAGCGGCCCCGAGCCGCCGCCGCCGCCGCCGCGGCCCCCCGGCCGGUCCUCGCGCCGCUGCGCCCCCGCGCCCCUCUCCGCUGCGCCCGGGGCGCACGAGGGGCGCGGCGCCCGGAGGGCUGCCCGGGGCGACCUGGAGUCCCAACUCCGGGCCUCCCGACCCGCUCGCCCUCUGCGGCCUGGUCUGCAGCAGAGACUGCGGCGGCGGCCGGGAGCGCCCCGGCCCCGCGACGUGCGGAGCAUCUUCGAGCAGCCGCAGGAUCCCCGCGUCCCGGCGGAGCGAGGCGAGGGGCACUGCUUCGCUGAAUUGGCGCUGCGGAGCGGCCGGGGCUGGUGUGACCUGUGCGGACGAGAGGUGCUGCGGCAGGCGCUGCGCUGCGCUAACUGUAAAUUCACCUGCCACCCGGAGUGCCGCAACCUCAUCCAGCUGGACUGCAGUCGGAAGGAAGGCCCAUCCCAGGACAGACCCUCGCCAGAGAGCACCCUCACUCCGAACUUCAGGCAGAAUGUCUGUAAACCCGCGGAGGACACGCGGCCCCCGCCCACGCUGCAGGAGAUCAGGCAGAAGAUCGAGAGCUACAACAGCCGGGAGAAUGACUGCCUGAGCAUGAAGCUGAGUGAAGAUGGCACCUACACGGGUUUCAUCAAAGUGCAUUUGAAACUUCGGCGGCCGGUGACGGUGCCUGCUGGGAUCCGGCCCCAGUCCAUCUAUGAUGCCAUCAAGGAAGUGAACCUGGCGGCCACCACAGACAAGAGGACAUCGUUCUACCUGCCGCUCGAUGCCAUCAAGCAGCUGCACAUCAGCAGCACCACCACGGUCAAUGAGGUCAUCCAGGGGCUGCUCAAGAAGUUCAUGGUUGUGGACAAUCCCCAGAAGUUUGCACUUUUUAAGCAGAUACACAAGGACGGGCAAGUGCUCUCCCAGAAACUCUCCGUGGCUGACUGCCCCCUCUACCUGCGCCUCCUCGCUGGGCCUGACACUGAUGUCCUCAGUUUUGUGCUGAAGGAGAAUGAAACUGGAGAGGUGGAGUGGGAUGACUUCUCCAUCCCUGAGCUCCAGAACUUCCUAACAAUCCUGGAAAAAGAGGAGCAGGACAAAAUCCAGCAAGUGCAGAAGAAGUAUGACAAGUUUAGGCAGAAACUGGAGGAGGCCUUAAGAGAAUCUCAGGGCAAACCUGGCUAACCGGUCCUGCUGCCUCUUCUCUCGAUGCCCACAGAUUUAUUUUUAUUAUUAAUUAUUAUUUUGCAACAGACACUUUUUCUCAGGACGCCUCUGGCGGGUGCAUUUGUGUCCGCCCAGCAGUUCCAGAUGUGGCACAGAAUCUCUGAUGGACAUGUGUGUGUGCCGGGUCGGGUCCACCCCCCACCACCACCACCACGCUGGGCCCUCUGGACACUGCCAAGGAGCAGCGCUCAUGUGAACGAACAACCAUCGUGCUCUUGCAAUCUGCAAGCCUUUCACAAACCAAAUAGUUGCCUCUCUCGUCACCAAACUGGAACCGUUCACACUAGCCGGCAAAGAAAAGGAAAAAGGUUUUAGAAAUAUGUAUUCUUUCUCUGGCUUUUAUUCUUCUUCAAUUUCUCUCUUAUUUGCUACCCACAGUACCUUUAUUUAUGAGUCAAAAAUUGUAGCAUAUUCCUUUAGCAGGUCUGAGCUAAGCCCUGGAAAGCAAGAUAAUGCUCAUGAAAGGAUUGUCCCCCACUGUCCUAAGGUGCCCGUUGUUCACGCUUAAGGGAAAGUCAUAAAGCCACUGGUCCCAGACGCUCAGGUAAGGAGCACCAAAGCUGAGGCUGGCUCAGAGAUCGCCAGAGAAGCUGCAGCCUGCCCUGGUCCUGACCCUCAUCGCCCAAGUCUGUGCACAUAUAAACCCAAAUAUAUAUCUGCGUGUAUGUGGUACUUAGUCAUAUCUUUGUCAACAAUUGUUUAAGUUACAAAUUUAUAUUUAAUAUUGCCAUCAUCCUCAUGUGUUUCCACCAAAGGGAAACCAGCCAUUCACCAUGUUAAAAGUCUCCCGCUGAGUAUGGAAAUCAGGCAGGCAGAGAAAGCCAAAAAGCCUUGCAGAAAAAUGCAUCCAAGCUGUCUGCAGCCUUCCCCCAGCAGAGAGCAAGGGGGCCUGGCUGCCUUGGUUCCCCCUGCACCUCCAGCACUGCCUCUCUCCUCCCACUGGGACUCUGCAGCAUCCGGGUGCUGCCAGAGGAGCUGCCUCCAUUACAGAGGGGGACCCUCCAACUCAGCCAGCUUGGAGUCACUUGUGUUCCACAGCCCGGGCCAGCCCAUGGCACUGCGCUCCCUCUGUGAGCCCGCGGGCUGGCCUUCUGCUGACCUCAGUGCCUUUUUGUUUUCAGAGAGUGACAGGAGCAGGGCGUUUGCUUGAAGCUCUGCUGCUGGCUUGCCCCUGCCAGGAAGUGGACCACGGGGGUGCGGGAGACACGGCCAGGAGAGCCUUCGCUCCAAGUGUGGGGCGAGCAAGGGCCAAAGACCUUCUUCCCAUCUAAGGUCCUGAGCUUUGACUUCCAAGAAGUGAUGUCAAACCACAUGCACAGGGCAGAUCAGAUUCCCAACUCGACAUUUGUACUGGCUCCUUGUUUAGGUUCAAACUUAAAAAUAACUAGCCAAACAAUUCAAGCAAGUAGCCAGCACUGCAAAGGCACUCCAAUGCAGAGGGAGAUGGACUUUUCACUUUCAAAGGAGGGCUGGUUUUCCAGUCCACCCUCUGAGAGACUAUUUCUUUGCUGUCCUCUGCCUUCCCAGGUCCCUCUUGGGUUGGUUUGAGCUCAAGCUUCUUGGUGUAGCCUCAGAAGUUCUCUCCCUGACCCUGCUGAGUCCACACUGCCCCUGAUCCCAGAAGGAAUGCUGAGCCCUCGUCACACAAACUGUGUAGUCUUCAGAGCUGCAAAAACGAGAAGCUAGCAGCUCGAAAAGAUUUUUUAAACCACAAAAACCCUGGUUAUCUGCCAUCUCAUGCUCAGCCUUAUCACUUCCCUCCCUUAAAAACUCUCUCCCUGCUGUAUAGUAAAGGGAGUCAGUGGACAGUCCUUUUUCCUUCAUGCUGCACGUCUUUAACACGAAUAGAAGGCACGGCGCCUGCUGUAAUGCUGUGAAUGCUGCUGAGAACCUCCCUCGGAUGGGAUGGCUACUUUAUUUUUGAGAAGGAAAAAAAAGUCAUGUACAUAUAUAGAUAAAGGCAGAUAGCUAUAUAAAAAGAGGGGUGUUUGUUUAUGAAACAAGAAAAUUAUGGGAAAAUUCAGAUUUUAUCUAAGCACAGUUAGACCCAGGCCCUAGGCUGAGGUCCAGACCUCUGAAAAUAGUGUGUGUAAAGUAUCCCUUCCCCCGAGAGGUGGGUAUGACUGCUGGUAGUGCCUUCUGUCAUUGUGUCGCCCAGUAUGUGUUUGUUUUGAGGAUGUUUUCUUUUUAAGUGUCUUUCUUAUACGGUUUUAAAAAAAGUAAUAAAGCUUGUUGA